UGGUUGCUUGGCGAUGCCCGUGGUUCCCGGCCCGUCCGUUAAAUGAGUCGCUCAUUAGAGAGCAAUUUCCAUUGACAAAAGCGUCGAGGGGGAAGUGCUGAGUGGAAAGAGAAAAAGAGAAGGCGAGCUCGAGGGGCGCAUGGGCGAACGCUGGCUGACUGAGGCUCCCUUACUGCACGUUGGCUUUCGAGGGGGGAGGUGGCAGCAGUGGGGGCAGCAGCAGCAGCAGCAGGAACGAGAAGCGCACUCUUUUGGUUGAGGUGGAUUAUUUUUCCCCGCAGAGCCUCGCCAGUAGCUUCCUGCCGUUCCCUAAAGAACGUGAAGACUCCGAACGUCGCUUGGUGCUGCUGAAGGAAGACGAUCCCCCGAGGGGCUGUGAAAGGACGAGGCUGCUAGACGCAGAGGCUGUGGAGGAGGAGGCUGCUGCAGAGCCCGGCCUGCGAGGGCGGCGACGGCGGCGGGGCUACAUGACUGGGAAAGGAAGAGUUGACCCGCUGCUCUGCCACCCUCCCGCCCCCAACCUGCUCCGGUGCCUGUAAAGAUGGGUGGCUCCUGUCUUCCGCGUGGCUCGGCUGAGUUUCCCCAUAAGGAUGCACCGUGAUGACACCCACAAAGCGAGGACAGUAUCUCCGGCGGCACCACUUCCCCCAGCGACAGCAGCUGAAAGCUCAGCUGUAAUGGAAACUGGGGGCGAUGCCAGGACAACACCUCCGCGGGGAGGAGGCAGAGGACUAGGUGACAGCAGGGGUGAGUUUCUAGCGGCUGGUGCUGCAGAACACGCCGGUUUCCAAGCGGCUGCUGCUUUUGCUCCUGCGGGUGGAAAGGGCAUGAAUAUUGAUGGAUCAGGCGGUGGCGGCGGCGGCAGCAGCAGCGCGGCCGGCAUGGACCCUGCUGCAGUGCCGAAAGCAGGCAGACCCGCGGCCCCCGCCCCUUUCCCUCGUGUGCCUUAUGCCAAGGAUCCCAAAACAGUCCACCAGCGGUUCCUGCGGAGGAGUGUGGUGGAUUCCGACCAGGAGGAGCCCGCCUUCGAGCCCCCGGAGCAGCAGCGGCAGCAACAGAAGAUCAUCCUUUUCUCCAAAACCAGGAGGAUAAUUGCAGAGAGAGUGAAAGCGGGACAGAGGCCGGUAGUGGAAGAGACGCAACUCGGGGAAGAGCCUCUUGGGCAGGCGAAAGUGGUGGCCCCUGAAAGCCUUUUGGCUGGCCAGGAAGCCAAGGAGAGAAGCAGCAAGGAGGACAAUGCUGAGAAAAAAGAGGUGCCAGAAUCUAACAAGGAUAAGAGCAAAUCUAAGAAAGAGGAUGCUGAGGAAGAGGAGGAGGAGGCAGACAUGAAAGCUGUGGCCACUUCCCCCGAUGGCAGGUUUCUCAAGUUUGAUAUUGAGCUUGGAAGAGGGUCUUUCAAAACCGUUUACAAGGGGCUAGACACAGAGACCUGGGUUGAAGUGGCUUGGUGUGAACUCCAGGACCGAAAGCUGACAAAAGUGGAACGGCAAAGAUUUAAAGAGGAAGCAGAGAUGCUGAAAGGUCUUCAGCAUCCGAACAUUGUUAGGUUUUAUGACUUUUGGGAAUCCUGUUUAAAAGGAAAGAAGUGUAUUGUGCUGGUCACAGAACUGAUGACUUCUGGAACCCUGAAAACUUAUUUGAAGAGAUUUAAAGUGAUGAAACCAAAAGUCCUUCGAAGCUGGUGCCGGCAAAUCCUGAAAGGUCUCCUUUUUCUGCACACUAGAACUCCACCAAUCAUUCACAGAGACUUAAAAUGUGACAAUAUUUUUAUAACUGGACCAACUGGAUCUGUGAAGAUAGGAGACUUAGGUCUGGCAACUCUCAAAAGAGCUUCAUUUGCUAAAAGUGUAAUAGGUACUCCAGAAUUUAUGGCUCCAGAAAUGUAUGAAGAGCACUAUGAUGAAUCAGUGGAUGUAUAUGCUUUUGGAAUGUGUAUGUUGGAAAUGGCUACCUCAGAAUAUCCGUAUUCAGAAUGCCAGAAUGCUGCUCAAAUUUACAGGAAAGUAACCUGUGGUGUCAAACCAGCAAGUUAUGAUAAAGUUAUUGACCCUGAAAUUAAGGAGAUAAUUGGAGAAUGCAUUUGCAAAAAUAAAGAAGAGAGAUAUGAAAUUAAAGAUUUGCUAAGCCAUGCCUUUUUUGCUGAAGAUACUGGGGUAAGAGUGGAACUUGCAGAAGAAGAUGAUGGUAGGAAAUUCUCUAUUGCCUUAAGACUCUGGGUAGAAGAUCCUAAGAAACUGAAAGGAAAACCCAAAGAUAAUGGAGCCAUUGAGUUUACUUUUGAUCUCGAGAAGGAAACUCCCGAUGAUGUUGCACAAGAAAUGGUUGAUGCUGGAUUUUUUCAUGAGAGCGAUGUCAAAAUAGUUGCAAAAUCAAUACGUGACAGAGUAGCAUUAAUACAGUGGAGAAGAGAGAGAAUUUGGCCCAUGCUGCAAUCAGAAGAUCAUCAGGAUCCUGAGAGUUUAGAAAAAAUGAAGGUCCCACAAGCACAACCAGUUCAGGUUACGUACCUUUCUCACACUGGUCAUCACAUCCUGACCGAACCAGAAGAGCCUGAAGCUGAACAGCGUAUUUCCCAGCAGAAUCUACCCACAAGCGUUACUUCACUUGCAUCUGAUAGCACAUUUGACAGUGGUCAAGGAUCAACCGUGUAUUCAGACUCCCAGAGCAGCCAGCAAAGUGUCAUCUACUCAUCUGUGCCUGAUGCAAUACCUCCUACUAUUCAGCGGGUUUAUAGCCCACCUCUCAGUGAAAGCCAGACUUUGCCCCAUGGUCUUCAGCAGCUGGGACCCUACCAGCAGCCUCCAUUACCUGGACUUCCAGUGGUUCAGGCUCCACCUGCUGUUGUCCCUCAGAGACCACAACAUUAUCAAGAACCAGCAAUCCCAUUCCCUCUUGUCCAUCCCACCUCAGUUGCCCCUGUGCAGAUGAGACCAUCUCAGCCUGUGUUAGCCAGCCAGCAGUCCAUCCCACCUCCAGCUCCUCUACAGCAUGUUCUAGCCAACCAGCCCAUUUGCUCAGUGCAGCAACCUACACCUCAUCUAUUGUCCCAGUAUCAAACUCCCAGUUCUCAGGUGGCAGCUCCCAAUACAUCACUUGUACCUCUACAGAUUCCACCUGCACAGCCACUUCCAACAGUCCCAUCUGGUCAGAUUCCUCAGUUUCCCAUCAUUCAUGCAGUUACUCCUCUGGCAGGACUUGAUAGCCAUCCUCAAAACCUGUCUGAUACACCUGCUGCAAAUGUGCCCCCUAUACCUGCUCCUUCUCAGUAUUUCCCUCCAGCUGUGAUUUUACCAAGCCUCUCUGGGAACCCUGCUCUACCACUGACAUCAAAUUCCCCUGCCCUACCCAUGCAAGCGGUCAACCUUCCUCAUACUACUGUGGCUUCUUUGGUCUUGCCCUGCCAAACAAUUGUGCCAAAUAUGUCGGCUGCUCCAAUACCAUUACUAGCUGUAGCUCCACCAGCAGUGUCAGCUUUGCCAACACAUCAUGUGGUAGCCCAGCUCUCCCAACAGCAAAUGUACCGAGCUACACUUCAGCAGAUAAUUCAGAAUGAAGUUCUUCCCUCUCCCCAUCAUACCCAGAACAUGCAAGCAGUCUCACAACAGCAGCAGCAGCAGCUGCCUCCACUUCCUCAGUCACUUCAGCCAAGCCUAAUUCAUCCUUCAGAACAGACUAUGUCUGCAUCUGGGGCUGGUAAUCAGAUUAUUGGACACCCUCAGUACACUGUGGAUAUUGGAACCCAGAUUCUUGCAUUGUCAGUGCAGCCUUCUGCGGUUAUGUCACCACCAUUGCAAUUACAGCCUGACGCAUUAUAUCCCUGCACUGGUCCAGAAGGUCUUCCACAGAGCAUAAUGGAUACAGUUAAUGCAGCAGUGCCUGUAGAUCAUGGUCUGCCUCUCCAGUCUACUGGUUAUCUGCAGCCUCAGCCAGAUAAUCACCAGCCUCUGGGCCAGCAGGUUCCAACUCCGUGCCCAGUUAUCCCACUGGCUACAGAAUCUUCUCAAGAGAUAGAGCAUGUGGUACUGGAAAAGCAGCAGUCACUAUCACAGAGCUGCGAAAGUUAUAUGAAUCCUGAUGUCGCUUCUGGUAAAGAGAUGAGUGACAGCUUUGAAGGAACGAGUGGAAGCGGAAAACAAGAAGGAAAACCUUCAAAAAAGCAUAAGAAAUCAACACGUACUCGUUCACGUCAGGAAAAAUCCAACAGGCCCAAACUGACAAUUUUAAAUGUAUGCAACACAGGAGAUAAGAUGGUGGAAUGUCAGCUAGAAACACACAAUCACAAAAUGGUUACAUUUAAGUUUGAUUUAGAUGGUGAUGCCCCAGAAGAAAUUGCUACUUACAUGGUAGAAAAUGAAUUCAUAUUGCCAACUGAGAAAGAGAUAUUUAUUGAGCAACUGAAAGAAAUUAUUGACAAGGCAGAAGAUAUGCUUAGUGAAGAUACAGAAGGGGAACGAAGUUCUGAUCAGGGUGCAAGCCCACAGCAAGAUACUUGCCAGCUGGAAAUUAAUCAGGAGAAUCGGCAAUCCCAGGCAAGAAUGCCAGUGUACCAACAGAAUGUUCUACAUACAGGAAAACGUUGGUUUAUCAUUUGUCCUGUUGUGGAAAACCCAGCUGCUGAAGUACCAGAAUUCUCUUCACCAGUUCCUCAAAGUGCAAAACAGGCUGAAGUCCCAGAUCUAGAGCAGUCGGAUGAUAAACAGCAGACCUCUACAGUCAUAGACAAACGCACAAACACAGCGUAUCAGCAGCUUUCUAGUCAAAGGAGCACCACUGAGAGCCCGAGAGGAACUCCUCCUCCUUUGACACAAGUCUCUGCAGCAGCAUCGACCUCCCUUUCACAGGUCCAGCCAGAAACAUCCACUGCAACACCCCCAGCAACAGUUUCAUAUGCUUUAGACCAGGUUGCUGAAAACACAAGACAACCAGAAUGCCCUCCACAACAGCCUGUUGCGCCUAGCCAGCCUGACACUCCUGCCCCCAGUGCAACUUCAUUUGAAGACUGUGUUGAGGCUAGACUUCCUCUAAACCUCCCAUUGCAGGCACACCAACUGAUAGAUGAAAAUACUCGUAUCCCUCAAACAGAGGCUGAACACAGCACUGCUGGGCUGCCCAAACUGACUCAGACUGUUACAGCACAGGCAGCAGAAGUCUGUCCACUCCCCAUUGUCUCUGAUGCUGCUAUUUUGGAACAUCAGCCUCCAACACAAAUACCCAGUUUGCCAGACAACAGCCAGCCUAGUCAGAUGCCACAUUCUUUUGUAGGCCAGACAUUUCCUGUGUCUGCUGUCCCUGAUCCUCUGAUUCUAGCAGCACCUCAGCUUUCAAGUCCUCCUCACGCGUCAGCAGCUACAUCCCAGCUACACAUAAUGCCAACUCAAUCCCAGCCUGUAUCAUCCACUGGCCUUGCAGUUAGUGCACCUCAGCCACCUUGUGCUGUAGAAUCAGAUGGUGAAGGACCACCCAGAGUUGAUUUUGCUGACAACACAAUAAAAAGUUUGGAUGAGAAACUGCGCAACUUGCUCUACCAGGAGUAUGUCCCAACAUCUUCAGCAUCAGCAGCUACACCAGACAGCUUUGUCCCUAUAGACCAGGGAGAUGGUGAAUUUAACUUGGCUCCUUUGCCUGCACUCGUAUUGGAUCUGAAAGUUCCUGGAACUGGCAUGGAUGUUAAGGCAGCCAAGGAUCAACCUGCACUCAGCAUGCCUCCUGUUUUGGUGAGAAAAUCAGAAGUUACUUCUGCCAGCAUCCAGCCUUCAGAUAUAAGCCAUGGGUCAACAAUCAGAGCAGGUCAAGCUGCAAUCGUUACUUUAGCUUCUGUUGCCACUCCAUCAGGACUUCCUCAGGUUGCUCCUUCAUCAUCAAACGUAGCUGAGCAGAAAGAUGCUUCUAAGAGGAGUGAAAAGGAAAAUGCUGCAACAUUGCUUGAAGAGAAAAAUAGAUCUCAGAGAGAUGACUCUGUGGACUCCACUUUUAGUGGGAAACAAGCUGAAACACAUAAGAGUACACCAGCAAAAACUAUUGGCAGGUUUUCAGUUAUCAGCACACAGGAUGAGUUAACUUUACCAUCUGUGCAUUCCUUGAGGUACUCUGCACCAGCAGAUGUUUAUCUGGACGAUCAACCUUCUAGCCCUGAUACAAAGACAUCUUUACGGCGUGUGCAGACAGCAUCCUCUAUUGAUGUACUUUGUGGUCAUGAUUCUAGUGAUUCUGGCGAUGAAUCUCUUCAGAGAAAACCAGCUGCAGCUCCACUAUCACCACAGAGCAGUAGUGCAGGAAAUGAUUAUGUGAAAAAGACCUCAUCUUUUCUGCAAAAGUCUGGAAAGUCAAGUUCACAAGGCCUAGAUUCCCCUAAUGGUCAUGGAUCAAAAAUCCCAACUAUCAACAUAACUUCUUAUCACUCACAGUCAUCAUAUGUGAGCAGUGACAAUGACUCAGAAUUUGAAGAUGCAGACAUGAAGAAAGAAUUGCAGAACCUGAGAGAAAAGCACAUGAAAGAAAUUGCUGAGCUGCAGACUAAGCAGAAGAAAGAAAUAGAGACAUUGUACAUUCGGCUAGGAAAACCUUUACCACCAAAUGUUGGGUUCCUUCAUUCUGCCCCACCAAGUGGCCGCCGAAGAAGAACCAGCAAGAACAAAUUAAAAACCGGAAAAUUAUUAAACCCUGUCAUUCAACAGCUCAAAACAACAACACCCACCACAAGUAAUGUAUCAGACUGUAAAGACACACUGGAUAAAGAAAAUGCUAAACCUCAGACUGACACUACUGAAGCAGCACCACUAACUUCGUCCACAUCAGCCAUAUUUGGAAAAUCAGUUCAGACACAGCAACCCUGCUCUGUCAAGGCUUCCUUGUCCUCUGACAUCUGUUCUGGAUUAGCUACGGAGGGAAUUGAUGCCCAUGGAAAUUCAGGCCAAGGCUGGACGGUUUUCCACCAAACGUCUGAGAGAGUGACCUAUAAAUCUAGUAGCAAACCUCGUACCAGAUUCCUCAGUGGACCUGUGUCUUUGUCCAUCUGGUCCACCCUGAAACGACUAUGUCUAGGCAAAGAUCACAGUAGUAGAUCCUCAACAAACAGCCUUGUAGCAUAUCCAGACCCUCUACCACAAACAACGCUACAGGUUCAUGUACAAGCCAACAACAGUAACAACAAGAAAGGAACUUUCACAGAUGAUCUCCACAAAUUGGUGGAUCAAUGGACAAGCAAAACCGUGGGAGCUGUGCAAGCAAAACCAUCCUUAAACCAACUUAAGCAGAACCAAAAACGGCAAGACAUGGAGCCAAAGGCUAAUCCCAUGCAGACACAGAAUGAGACGAGUGGAGUUAAUUCAGUAAGAACAGGAGUGGGGGAAAAGUGCAUUGUUCCAGUGUCUUGCCCAGUGCCAGCUGCAUUAACUCCUGGAGUUUCACCAUCCAUGCCAGUGCCUAUGCCAGGUACUACCCUUUCUGGCACAGUAAAACCUUAUGUGAUGCCUCUUUGUCCAUAUGGAGUUUUCUCUACGCCAGUUUUUGGAGUGCAGUGGUCGGGGCCAACAACACAGCCGGGGAUUAUAGGAGGCCAGAGCAUUGCGCCUUGUCCAGCUCUUGGCAAAAAUGGCUUGCAACUGCUUCCAGUGCUGCUGCAGCAACCAGUUGUCAGUCCACCAGGCCUUGACAUGAGCAUAACCUAGCUUGGCCACUUUUCGAUAGCUGACAGUGAUUUCCAAAUUGUCAACAUGGAGUGCUUGAGUCUAUGCGCAGUAUGUGUUUACCUGCUGGCACUCAGUUCAGGCUACUGCACACAGCCAUACACUGAAAUCAAACAAUCACUGUGAAAUGUUUUCACACCGAUUAGUUUCUUGUUAUGGCAAUAUUUGCUUCUCCUUCAUUGCCGAAGAUCACUUUAUUUUGUGUUCUAGUGUUUGAAACUGCAAACGUCAACAUUAAUGUACUUGAAUUGAUGGUUAAGACAACUGUAUUAAUCCUGCAGGAGUAUAGUGCCUUGAAUUCAAGCUUUUCAGGUCUCGCUGGAGAUGUAAAUAAUGAGAAAAACUGAGAAGUGUAGUUUAUUUGCAAUUUGCUUGUGUGAGGUUAAAUUUUUAUUUUUUUUAUUUCCAAUAUAUAUAUAAAUAUAAUACUGAAGGUUUACAUUUGAAACUAAUGUUCAGUUUUGUUCCAGUUUCUCUUGUAAAUGCUUUUAUUUUAACUGGCGGUUAAGGGUGAGUUGAAAAUUGGUGGCUUAAAGGUUUACAGCAUGAGUAACUUGACUAUAUUGACUGAAUAAUAACAUGAGCAAUGUUGUUUUUGCAAUAGGAGCAUUUACAAGAGCUUGAAAGUAAGUUGUAUAUAUGUGUGCAGGUAAUAGCUUUGGGCAGUGCAAUUCACUUUGUUAUGCAAUAUUUCUGGAAAAGCUGUUGCAAAGAACAAGUUCUGUUUUCAUAUGAAAUAGCAAAUUCGGCAAGCACAUAGAUGCUUCUCUGUCUCCCCCACCCCCUCUCUUUCUCAUUUAGCUGCAAACUGUCUCCUUCCGUUUUGAACAAAUUACGUAAUUAUGUUUCAUUACAAAUCCAUGCAUGUUUCAUACGUGAAAUAAGCUAAGCAGAACCUUGGUUAUAGGAGAGCCCACCCCAAAGUUACUGUUUUUAAAAAAGCUUCUAUGUAAGUAUAGAACUUUCCUUGCAUGUCAUCUGCCUUUAUUCCAACAACAGUCUUAGUUUGAAUGUUUACAGUAUUCUCACUGAAAUGGAAUUAAAUGUGAAGCUUUCUUUCCAACCAUCCUACUUAUCCUUUUAAAAAGCACCAAUUCGUAGUGUUGGUGUUUGACCGCAUUUGAAUUCCCCCCCUACAUUUUAACUUAGUUUGGACUGUAGAUAGAAAGGGCACCUCAUUUCUGACUUAGGUUUUAUUAUUAUUUGGUUUACUUUACUGUGCAUAGAAUUUGCAUCUUCACUUCUCAGUAGAAAGGCACAAGGUAACUACUAAGACUGAUUUUCAGAUUGGUAAGUCUCUAUUUAAUUGAAAUAAUAAUUAAAAACAACCAAAAACAAGCAUAAUGGCACACAUCAAAAAAGCAUUACAACUAAAAAGUUGAAGGCACACUGCACUCACACUCCCUCUUUAUGGCAAUGACAAUUUUAAACAACCUGCUGAAGAGUCGAAGCUGUUUUGUGCUGCUGAUCUGGGAAUUGUAUAGUUCUAUUGUGCUUUUGAGCAUUAAGAACUGUCUGGAACAUUUUGUUGGUACCAUUUAGUUUAUAUUAUUCCAUCAAUUCAGUUAGAAUUGAAUUUUGUAGAACAAUGCUGCAGAGUCAUCUGCCUGGGCAAAAUACAUGCUGUAGUAAGAGAUUUCUGCUCACUGUCACAUGUAUCCUUUCAUUUGUUUGAGACUUUUAUUUUAGAUUCAUGUCUGUAUGCGUUAUGAGCAAAAUAUGGAAAAUUUGUUCUCACUAUUCCUACCCCUCAGCUUGCACUGAAACCUCUGGUUUGUUGGUAUUGUCUGUUGUAUACUGACGAGUCAGUAGCACUAACUCCCAAAAGACUGUAUAUAUUCAAGAG
This is a messenger RNA of Rhineura floridana, 9531 nucleotides long. It is a transcript of the gene WNK2, whose product is annotated as WNK lysine deficient protein kinase 2. The transcript has 29 exons. Gene Ontology annotation, biological process: positive regulation of potassium ion import across plasma membrane; intracellular signal transduction; monoatomic ion homeostasis. Gene Ontology annotation, molecular function: ATP binding; chloride channel inhibitor activity; protein serine/threonine kinase activity. The coding region runs from base 591 to 7667 and encodes 2358 amino acids. Gene Ontology annotation, cellular component: cytosol; cytoplasm. The record is from RefSeq and is a predicted model, not a curated record. Lineage: Eukaryota; Metazoa; Chordata; Lepidosauria; Squamata; Rhineuridae.